AUGCCUGGUUUUUCUCAAUCAAACACCCCCAUCUCAAAAAUAAUCCACCAGUAUAUUUGGGCUGCUUCGGAGUUCUACUUUUCUUCAGAAUGCAACAAUGAAAGUCUAAAGCCCAUCCCUACUCACUGGUCUCCUCCCCCUCCAAAUUUCUUGAAAAUUAAUUGUGAUGCAUCUUUCCUUAAUUCCACAAAAGAAUCAGGUUGUGCUGUAGUUUGCAGGGACAGCCUGGGUGCCUGGGUUGUUGGUCUAGUAUGGAGAGGCUAUCAUGCUUCUAGUCAUCAUGCUGAAUUAAAAGCCAUUGAACUUGCGCUAAAAUUGAUCAAAACAAGAAAUUGGCAGAACAUCAAUGUUUAUUCGGAUGCUAAAAGGGUAGUAGAUGAAAUCAUCGCCCCUGGCUGUGAAUCUAAUGUUCCUUCAACAUUAUCAAAAUGCAGGGACCAUCUGCUUAUUACAGAGUAA
Molecule: messenger RNA, 459 nt
Organism: Chenopodium quinoa (quinoa)
Lineage: Eukaryota; Viridiplantae; Streptophyta; Magnoliopsida; Caryophyllales; Amaranthaceae
Exons: 1
Coding region: 1-459 (152 amino acids)
Molecular function (GO): RNA-DNA hybrid ribonuclease activity; nucleic acid binding
Source: RefSeq, a predicted model, not a curated record